AUGUUGCGGUGUAGAAAACAACCAUUUUCUACCACUGUACUUAGACUAAACAAGAUAAGUUACUCCCAUACAUUACUUCUUCCGCAAACCAAAUUCUCACCCAAACUUCCCCAGGGUGACCUUCGUGAAUCACUAAUCAAUAAAACCUCCCAGGAUCUAUACGCAUGGCAACUGGAACACAAUUCAGAUAAGAAACCGUUUGUGUUGCACGAUGGACCCCCCUACGCCAAUGGAGACCUUCAUCUCGGUCACGCGCUUAACAAAAUCUGCAAGGAUAUCAUCAACCGGUUCCAAUUGAUCCACAACAAUGCCCUCAUUAAAUACCGUCCUGGGUGGGAUUGUCAUGGCUUGCCCAUUGAAAUGAAAGUAAACCCACACCAGACUAUACGCGACCCUCUUGAAAUUAGACAGGCAUGUCGUGAUUUGGCAACCACCAUGAUUGACAGACAGCGCCAGCAAUUUCUCCAAUAUGCCAUUAUGACUGACUUCACUACGCCCUACAUCACCAUGGACCACAGCUAUGAAAUCAACCAAUUGAAGGUGUUUAAAAAGUUAAUGGAACGUGGAUUGUUGUCGAGACAGUUGAAGCCGGUUUGGUGGGGGUGUGACACCGGGACGGCAUUGGCUGAGGCGGAAUUGGAAUAUAACGAUAAUCACACUUCAGUGGCUAUUCAUGUCAAGUUUCCUGUCGUUAGCGAGAACUUGUAUGAGUACAUUAAAAAUAACUACCAAAAGACUAUCGAAAAGAUACAGUUGUUGAUUUGGACUUCUACUCCGUGGACCAUCCCAGCAAACAGGGCAGUUUGCGUUAAUGAACACAUGACGUAUACCUUAAUUACAAACAACAGUGAGUAUCUUGUAGUUGCAAAGCCAUUGGUCGAACAUGUAUUAUCAUUAAACAGCGAUUACAAACAAACAAAUGUCGAAAUUCCAGGAUCAGUACUUGUGGGAAACACAUACACUAACCCAGGAUCCAAAAAAGAUCAGCAAUACCCAGUAUUGCACGGUGAUCACGUCGUUGAUAAUGCCGGUACUGGUCUUGUUCACAAUGCACCAGCACACGGUCGUGAAGAUUAUCUUGUUGCUAAGAAGUAUGACUUGUCUAUUGACUCUGUAAUUGACGAAGCUGGUAAAUUAGUCGAGGCAACGCUUGCUCCUGGUUUCCAAUCAUUGGCUGGAUUCAAAGUAACUGAACCAAAAACCAAUGUUAUUUGCGCCAAUAUUCUUGCCGAAAACAACAUGUUGUUCCACAUAAACAAAAAGUUCAAGCAUUCUUACCCUUACGAUUGGAGAUCCAAGACUCCAGUCGUACAACGUGCCACUCCACAAUGGUUUGUUAAUGUCGACAAGAUCAAACCACUUGCUUUGGAAGCUAUAUCUAAAGUUAAGUUUGUUCCAGAAACUGGUAAACACCGAUUAGCACUGUUUAUCGAGAACAGAAGUGAAUGGUGUAUUUCAAGACAAAGGGUUUGGGGUGUGCCAUUGCCAUUGAUCUACAAUAAGCACACCAAUGAACCUGUAUUGGAUUUGGCUGUGGUUGACUAUCUUAUUGGUAGAUUAGACGAAAAUGGAACUGACCAGUGGUUUGUGGAUGAAGUAGAUAUCUCUAGAUGGUUGCCUUCCGAAUCAGAAUCUGCAGAAUUAGGUAUCCCAUUUAUAAAUGGGGCAGAUUACUACAAGGGUAAAGAUACUAUGGACGUUUGGUUUGAUUCAGGAACCUCAUGGAGUACAUUGGAAAAUCAAGAUGAACCAGCCGAUAUCUACUUGGAAGGAUCCGAUCAACACAGAGGAUGGUUCCAAUCAUCAUUAUUAAACAAAGUGAUUACAUCCAAUUCUGCUCCUUUCAAAUCAGUAAUCACCCACGGGUUUAUAACUGAUGGGAAGGGACAAAAAAUGUCAAAAUCGCUUGGUAAUGUAUUUUCACCUCAAGAAGCUAUCGAAGGAUGCAAGAAGCCACGUACUCCAUACUUGGGACCCGAUGGUUUGAGGACUUGGGUUGCAUCUUCAAAUUACAAACUGGAUGUUAAUUUCAGUCCCGAAGUGUUGACUCGAGUUUCAGAAAUUUCCAAAAAGUAUAGAGUUACAUUCAAGUACUUGUUAGGAAAUCUUUACGAUAGGGGUGAGCCAGUGGCGUAUGAAGAAUUGGCCGACUUGGACAAAUUCACCUUGCAUUCUUUGUAUAAGUUGCAACAAGAAUGUGUUGACUUUUACCAAGAACACAACUUUUCCAGAGUCAUGAAUUCGUUAAAUUUGCAUGUCAAUUCCAUGUUGAGUGCUAUUUACUUUGACAUCUCCAAAGAUUGUCUUUACACAGACAAGAAAGACUCGCUUAAACGAAGAUCAAUCCAAACUGUGCUUGACAAGAUCUUGGUUACUUAUAUUGGAUUGUUGGCACCUAUUCAACCACUCUUGACCCAAGAAGUGUGGACUUCGUAUCGAGAAAUAGCAAACGUCGAAGCCGACUCCCCUUUCAAACUUGAAUGGAAUACGCUGUACCAAUUACCUCAACAGUAUGAAAAUGAACAGUUGGCCCAGGAAUUCAGUCAAUUUUUCCUGUUGAGAGAUGAAACAUUCAGAUUAAUGGAGGUUGUCAAGAAGCAAACCGAGUUAAAGAAUAAGUUACAGUAUGAAGUUGUGCUUACUGUUAAACCAGGCUCGCCUAUCCACACAUUCUUACAAAGAAAUGUAGCACACCUUGAUGAUUUCUUCUUGGUUUCAAACGUGAUCUUGGAACAGGGCGAUGUAAGCGCGGCUGAGAAAGACGAUGCAACAUCAAUAUGGAAUGAUCAAGUUGCUGUACAAUUAAGACCUUCUCCAGACCACAAAUGUCCAAGAUGUUGGAAGUUCACUGCCCCAAAGGAAGACGAGUUAUGCCAUAAAUGUCAUGAGGUAGUAGACUCGUUGUAA
Spathaspora passalidarum NRRL Y-27907 is the source of this 2907-nucleotide messenger RNA. Its product is annotated as isoleucine--tRNA ligase. Gene Ontology annotation, biological process: isoleucyl-tRNA aminoacylation. Gene Ontology annotation, molecular function: isoleucine-tRNA ligase activity; aminoacyl-tRNA deacylase activity; tRNA binding. NCBI's taxonomy places the organism in Eukaryota, Fungi, Ascomycota, Pichiomycetes, Serinales, Debaryomycetaceae. The transcript has a single exon. Gene Ontology annotation, cellular component: cytosol. The coding region runs from base 1 to 2907 and encodes 968 amino acids. The record is from RefSeq and is a predicted model, not a curated record.